GUAAAUAUAAGGAAGUGUUAGAUCAUCAAAAUGUGAGUAAUAAUUUUGGUGUAUAAUUUGAGAUAUACUCCGUACAUUGCAAUAUACUCCGUAUCUGAACUACAAAAGAUGAUGGGCCUGAAGUGGCGGGAAAAGCCCUAAUCUAGACCCGGGAAACUGGAAUUGCCCGGAGCAGAAAAAUCAAGAACCGCAAAGUUGGGAAACAGAAGCGCGAUGGCUGGUUCCGGCGAAGACUUCGCCCAGUUCGACAUUUCCGUAGAGGAAAAGGACAAGCUGGUCGGAGAAGUGAUACGCUAUGUUUUGUUCAAGACGGAUCAGAGCUCCGGUUGUCCGAUCAAGAGGGAGGAAUUGACCCAACUGAUCACUGGGAAAAGCUAUCGGCAGAGGAAUCUCCCGGCUUUCAUCAUCAAUGAGGCCAGGGAUAAGCUCGAAGCCAUUUUCGGCUACGAAAUGAAGGAGCUCCAGCGCACCCGUGUCUCCGCAAACAAUCGCCAUUCCCAGCAAGUUUCUGGUGAGGCAAAAUCAUAUAUCCUCGUGAGUAAGUUACCCCCAAAAGCCUACAAGGAGUGUGUGGAGGAUAAGAACAAAUCACACUUUAACGGGUUUGCCUUUGUGGUGAUUAGUAUUAUCUAUCUUUCUGGAGGCAACAUAGCGGAGGAAGAUCUUUGGCGUCAUUUGAGACGGUUGGGUUUGAUGGAAACUGAUGAAAACCAUCCUGUUCUCGGUAACUUGAAAAUGACAUUGGAGUCACUUAUUCAGCAAAGAUAUUUGCACAAAGAGAAAGUCAAUGGCCCUGAGGGUAAUGCUAUACAUUAUGAGCUUGCUGAAAGAGCUCUAGAUGGGGAUAUUAAUAAUAGAAUGAAAGAGCAUAUAUCCAAGAUUGUGCAAAAGGAUAUCGUAUCUUUGGAUGAUGAUUAGAUGUUCGUGCUGGCCUGAACUGUAUUGUGUGUUUGGUAAGUGACCUAUGAAUCAUGUAAUGCAACAAAUACCAUGUUUUUUGUUUUUGUGUUUCUCUUAGACUCAUCAUGGAUUCAAAGUGAGUGAUUGCUGUACAUAU
Messenger RNA from Cuscuta campestris, 1057 nucleotides. The record is from the annotation of a GenBank genome assembly. Lineage: Eukaryota; Viridiplantae; Streptophyta; Magnoliopsida; Solanales; Convolvulaceae.